This is a messenger RNA of Aspergillus ibericus CBS 121593, 1995 nucleotides long. Its product is annotated as MFS transporter. NCBI's taxonomy places the organism in Eukaryota, Fungi, Ascomycota, Eurotiomycetes, Eurotiales, Aspergillaceae. Bases 149 to 1948 code for a protein of 599 amino acids. The transcript has 3 exons. The record is from RefSeq and is a predicted model, not a curated record. Gene Ontology annotation, biological process: transmembrane transport. Gene Ontology annotation, molecular function: transmembrane transporter activity.
GUCUCUAUUGUACGACCAGUGGACUUCCCUUGUCCGACACAUAUCCAUCUGACCUCGGCUCCCCAACUUCUCCCCCAACACCGCAACCAUUUCACCGUCACUCGUUCUGGUCCCCCCGCAUAUUGCGAGCAAACUACGAUCCUCCCCCAUGGCGAGCGACAAAGGUGUGCCCUCGGUGAUCGAGGCGCCUGCAAGUCGCAAGAUCCCGUUCUGGCGCCUUAUCACCGACCAGGGCGUCGUCACCCAGGAGAUCAUCGACCAUCACUACCCUGGCUCGGGCACGGAAGAGGAUCCCUAUGUGGUGACAUGGCUCCCCGAGGACCCCCGCAAUCCGAUGCAAUUUAGUGCAGCAAAGAAAUGGUCGUUUACCAUGGUCAUGGCCAUCGCCACCCUGGCCGUGGCCCUGGUCUCUUCCGGAUACACUGGUGGUGUCCUCGAGAUUGAAGAACAGUUCGGGAUCGGCACGGAAGUCGCCACGCUCGGUGUCUCUCUUUUCGUCCUCGGUUUCGCAGUUGGCCCCUUGCUCUGGGCUCCCUUCAGUGAAAUGUUUGGCCGACAGGUUAUCUUCUGCAUCACUUACGCGGCCCUCACGGCUUUCAGCGCAGCCAGUGCUGGCUCGCAAAACACCGCGACCCUCAUCAUCCUUCGCUUUUUCGCUGGCUCCUUUGGGUCCUCUCCCAUGACCAAUGCCGGUGGUGUCAUUGCCGAUAUGUUUGCUGCAAAGGAACGUGGUAUCGCCACGAGUCUGUUCGCUGCUGCCCCAUUCCUCGGUCCCGUUUUGGGUCCGAUCAUUGGCGGCUUCCUGGGCAUGAACGCUGGAUGGAGAUGGGUGAUGGGCUUCCUGGGCGCCUUUUCUGGCGUCGUCUGGAUCAUCGGCUCGCUUACUGUUCCCGAGACCUAUGCGCCGGUCCUUCUUCGUCGCCGUGCCGAGAGAUUGAGCAAGCUCUCUGGAAAGGUGUAUCAGAGCAAGCUUGACAUCGACCAAGGCAAGACGACCUUGAAGCAAGCCUUCAAAGUCGCCCUGUCCCGCCCGUGGCUGCUGCUCUUUAGAGAACCGAUCGUGUUCCUGUUGUCUCUGUACAUGGCCAUCGUUUACGGCACCCUGUACAUGUUGUUCGACGCCUACCCGAUUGUCUUUGAGGAGUACCGUGGCUGGAACCAGGGUGUUGGCAGUCUGCCGUUCUUGGGUAUCAUGGUUGGCAUGAUGGCCGCCGUCGCCUACAACAUCUUCGACAAUAAGCGCUAUGUUCGGACACAGGAGAGACACGGUGGGUUUGCACCCCCGGAGGCCCGUCUGCCUCCAUGCAUGGUGGCCUCAUUUGCUGUUCCGAUCGGUCUCUUCUGGUUCGCAUGGACCGACGCUCCUUCGAUCCACUGGAUGGCCUGUGUCGCCGCCGGUGCUCCCUUUGGUUUUGGGUUGGUCCUGGUGUUCCUGAGCAAUCUGUCUUACCUGAUCGACACCUACACCAUCUUUGCUGCGUCCGUUCUGGCGGCCAACUCGGUGAUGCGGUCCAUCUUCGGUGCCGUGUUCCCUCUGUUCACCAACUACAUGUAUGAGGACCUGGGUAUUCACUGGGCCACCUGCAUCCCGGCAUUCCUGGCCCUCGCCUGUGUCCCGUUCCCGUUCCUGUUCUACAAGUACGGCGCUGCGAUCCGCACCCGUUGCAAGUACGCCGCCGAGUCCGACGCCUUCAUGCGCAACAUGCUGGCGCAGUUCAUGAAGCAACCCGCGCCCCAGGAGGAAGCUCCGGCGGAGGAGAAGUUCGACCGGACCGAGGCCCCGGCCGUUGAGGCUGACGCUAGCGACUCCGACUCGAGCACUGAACAGCUGCCCCCGGUGCACCGGAUCAACACCAAGGCGUCCACUCGCACGGCCAACCAGUCGCUGUACGAGGGAAGCCCUUAUGACAUCGACCGGGUGAACACUCGCGAAUCGUUCAAGCAAUAAAUCCCCUCCCGGGACCCGACCUCGCCCGUGAUACCUCUACUACCGAC